This is a messenger RNA of Monascus purpureus, 2155 nucleotides long. The record is from the annotation of a GenBank genome assembly. Lineage: Eukaryota; Fungi; Ascomycota; Eurotiomycetes; Eurotiales; Aspergillaceae.
CCGCAAGAAGAACCAUAAUCUCAGCAGGAACGAAAAUGGUCCUUCUGGGCAUGCACGCAUGACUUCUCUCUCUAUGCUCCAGAGCGAGUCUUCGAACUUCCGUGUUCCCUCUCAACGGAGAUAUCGGGACUCUGGAUCGGAAUCCGUCAAUAUCGAUGAUAAUGGACAAUCAUCGAGAAUGUCAAAUAGAACUACUUCGAUAGACUGGCGGCGGCAGCAUGCCCGCAAUCGUUCACAGAAUUUCUCCUUGGAUGCAAGUCUGCUGGCACAAUCCCGGCAGGAGAUUCUGGAAGAAGAUACCUCAUCGAUACCCACAGUGCCCUCUGCAUCGCCGCCUGUAACAUGGCUUACUCUUCCUCGAAAGGGUCAGCUGGCUCUCUUAGGUCUCUGUCGCGUGUUUGACUUCUUGCAGAUCGCCUCUCUGCAAGCCUACAUGUUCUACCAGCUCAAAUCUUUCGACAAGAAUCUGUCUGACUCGGAGAUUUCGACGCAAGCAGGACUCCUGCAGGGUGCGUUCACUGCCGCACAGUUCGCAACCGCUAUUCCUUGGGGCCGGGUAGCGGAUGCUUCUUGGGGAGGACGCAAGUUUGUCUUGCUUGUGGGGUUGAUCGGGACUGCCAUUUCGUGCCUGGGCGUGGCUUUUGCGACAUCAUUUGUGCAGGCUAUGCUCUGGAGAUCGUUUGGGGGUGGCAUCAAUGGGACAGUGGGGAUUAUACGGACUAUGAUCGCGGAGAACGUCAAGGAGAAGAAGUAUCAUUCUAGGGCUUUUCUGAUCUUACCAAUCGGGUUUAAUAUCGCUGCUCUUUUUGGACCAGUCAUGGGAGGGAUGCUUUCAGAUCCAGUCAAGAGUUAUCCCCGUUUAUUCGGUCCUGAUUCAUUCUUCGGAGGCGCGCAGGGCGUGCGGUGGUUGAUAAAGUAUCCAUAUGCAUUGCCCAUGCUAGCCAAUUUCUUCUUCAUGGUAUUCUGUGCUGUUCUGGUCACUGUUGGUCUGGAAGAGACGCUAGAAGCUUGCAAAGACAGGCCUGGUCCGGGGACCAUUGCGCUAAGAUUCCUCACUCGCGGUUUGAAGGCCGUCAUCCCUUCCUCGUCUUUAUACUCGAAACUCCCACUGCAGGACUACAAUGAGGAGGGACUAUCCCUGCUGGACCCGCAGCUGGGCUCGACGGACAGCUACGAGCUUGAAGAGAAGGCAACCAGAUCCACACGUGGAAGCCGUGUGUUACCAUUCCGGAGAAUAUGGACGAAGAAUGUUCUGUGCACACUGCUUGCGCAAGCCUUUUUUGACUUCCAAAUGGGCGCCUUCAACAACCUCUGGCUCCUCUUCCUCUCCACCCCUCGACACAACCCAGACGACCCCUCCGCCCCCCCUCAAUCCCUCCCCUUCAUCUUCACAGGCGGCCUAGGCAUGCCCCCUCAAACAGUCGGCCUCGCAACAUCCAUCCUAGGCAUAAUCGGCAUGGCCCUCCAAUUCACCAUCUACCCAACCAUCCACGGAAAACUCGGCACCACAAAAUCCUACCAGUACUUCCUCACCUUAUUCCCCCUCGCAUACGCAUUCGCACCAUACAUCUCCCUCGCCCCCUCCUCAUCGCCCCCUCCAUCCCAAGCAACCGGCUUCGCCAUCUGGCUAUCCAUCGCCAUUGUCCUCUUCCUCCAAGUUACGGCUAGAACCUUCACUCUCCCCACCUCCAUCAUCCUCUUGAAUAACUGCUCUCCGCAUCCGUCCGUGCUCGGCACCAUCCAUGGCAUCGGUCAAUCCGUCUCGUCAGCCUUCCGGACUAUCGGGCCUAUCUUUUCGGGCGCGUGGUACGGUCUUGGGCUGGAGAUUGGGGUCGUCGGUAUUGCAUGGUGGCUUGUUGCUUUGGUCUCGGUUUUGGGAUGUCUGGCUGCUAUCUUUGUUUAUGAGGGGUCCGGGCAUGAAAUUCUCCUUCCUGGGGAGGAAGGUUAUGAUGAUUUUGGGGAGGAUUAGUUGGGUUGUCUCUUUCUUUUCCUUAUUUCCAGAGAGCCUUAUAGACGGGGGGCAAUGUGUCCAUUAUCUCAAUUUGGGUUCUUCAUCUCCAAGUGAUUAUUAGUGUGUGUAUGAGAGCAAUUGAAAAGCUCAGAAUUGUACCCCUUCAUUCUAUCAUGUUUUUAUAGAAAGCAUGGCAUUGCUGGC